This is a messenger RNA of Aspergillus udagawae, 1443 nucleotides long. RefSeq names its product RNP domain protein. Lineage: Eukaryota; Fungi; Ascomycota; Eurotiomycetes; Eurotiales; Aspergillaceae. Gene Ontology annotation, molecular function: mRNA binding. The record is from RefSeq and is a predicted model, not a curated record. Bases 1 to 1443 code for a protein of 480 amino acids. The transcript has 9 exons. Gene Ontology annotation, cellular component: cytoplasm; nucleus.
AUGCCUUCCGACUCUUUUGACACUGACUACGCGCAGCGCGAGAGGUCUCGCUCGCCCCGCCGACGUUCUCGCAGUCCUCGACGAAGCCGUCGCUCGUACUCCCCACGCAGUCGCUCUCGCAGUCGUGACGAUUAUCGCCGCAGUGAUCGCCGGUCUCGGUCUCCUAUGAGUACUGCUCAGGGCGCAACUGGAGGACAUUCAGGAUCUGGUUACGGUGGCCGCAGCAGUUACCCUCCUUCGAGAUCUUUUGAGGAUCGCGCAGUCGCCAAAGAACAAAUGAUGCAAUCGGUACGCGAGUCGUCCCAACAGGACCGCCGGGUCUAUGUUGGCAACCUAUCCUACGAUGUCAAGUGGCAUCAUCUCAAGGACUUUAUGAGACAGGCUGGAGAAGUUAUCUUUGCCGACGUCUUACUACUUCCCAACGGAAUGUCGAAGGGAUGCGGGAUUGUGGAAUACGCUACAAGGGAGCAAGCGCAGAAUGCAGUCAACACGCUUAGCAACCAGAACCUCAUGGGUCGUCUUGUCUACGUUCGCGAGGACCGUGAGCCCGAACCACGCUUUACUGGUGGACCUUCCCGAGGAGACUUUGGGGGUGCUGGUCGAGGUGGCUUCGGAGGCUACGGUGGCCCCCCGGGUGGUGCUCCUGGCGGUGGUGGAAGACAACUCUAUGUGUCUAACCUCCCCUUCAAUGUCGGUUGGCAGGACCUGAAGGAUCUGUUCCGCCAAGCUGCCCAGCAAGGUGCUGUGAUCCGCGCCGACGUUCACACCGACGCAACUGGCCGUCCCAAGGGCUCCGGUAUUGUCGCUUUCGAAUCUCCCGAGGAUGCGCGCAACGCUAUUCAACAGUUCAACGGUUACGACUGGCAGGGACGGACAUUAGAGGUCCGUGAGGACCGCUUUGCCGGUUCCGGACCCGGCUUCGGCGGCCGGGGUGGCUACGGUGGCUUCGGCCGGGGUGGCUUUGGCGGUCGUGGUGGUUUUGCCGGCCGUGGCGGAUUUGGCGGCGGCGGCUUCAGGGGUGGCUACGGUGGAGCCGGUGGUUUUGGAGGCCCCCAGAACUUCGAGCCAGCCGCAUCGGCUGCCCCCAACCCAUUCACUGACUUUGCAACCUCUGGAGGAGAAAAGAGUCCCAUCAUCUACGUGCGCAAUCUGCCAUGGUCUACUUGCAAUGAUGAUCUGGUGGAUCUCUUCUCCACCAUCGGCAAGGUUGAACGUGCUGAAAUUCAGUACGAGCCCAACGGACGCUCUCGUGGCACUGGUGUAGUCCAGUUCGACAAUGCGGAGACUGCGGAGACUGCGAUUGCCAAAUUCACUGGUUAUCAGUAUGGUGGUCGUCCUCUCGGUAUCACGUUUGUCAAGUACUUGAAUGCAGACCAAGGCCAAGGCGAACCCAUGGAAGGCGCAGAACCCACUACCGGAAUCACGCAGGAUCAGAUCAUGUAA